Wallemia mellicola CBS 633.66 is the source of this 1376-nucleotide messenger RNA. RefSeq names its product putative zeaxanthin epoxidase. The coding region runs from base 142 to 1263 and encodes 373 amino acids. The record is from RefSeq and is a predicted model, not a curated record. NCBI's taxonomy places the organism in Eukaryota, Fungi, Basidiomycota, Wallemiomycetes, Wallemiales, Wallemiaceae. Gene Ontology annotation, molecular function: FAD binding. The transcript has a single exon.
ACGAUAAGAAUAUAUAAUUGUAUUACCAACUUAUCUAAAUUACCUAAUAUGACGCUUACACAGCUGCGAUUAAUUCCGAGCGGUGUUUGGUAUUUAUAUCCAUAGGCCGAUUUACGCACUUCAUUUCGAACAUUCAUCAAAAUGACACGUACAAUUGCAAUCAUCGGUGCAGGUCCAGCUGGAUUAUGUCUGGCUAACAUUUUAAAGCAAGACAGCGACUUUGAGGUACAAGUUUACGAGAAAGACAGUCACAUAAAUGAAAGGAGUCAAGGUGGAACUUUAGACCUCCAUGAAGAUGGCCAGGAUGCACUCAAAGCAGCUGGUGUUUACCAGGAAUUUCAGAAACACGCGAGAUAUGACGAUGAAGAUACCGUCAUAAUGGACAAACACGCAACGAAGCACAUAGAAAUAAAGGAUCAAGAUACUGGUCGUCCAGAAGUAGACAGGAUUGCAAUCAGGAACUUCCUUUAUCAAGCUCUUCCAGAAAGUACCGUAAAGUGGGGUGCGAAAGUUGUAAAGGUUGACGAAAGAAAUGUUUACUUUGCUGAUGGGAAAUCACGCAAAUUUGACCUUAUUGUUGGUGCCGAUGGUGCUUGGUCAAAAGUUAGACCAGUUCUGUCUACAAUUAGGCCUUUCUAUUCAGGUAUCUCUGGAUUCGAAGGUAACAUACGCACCACAAAUCCAAAACACGCUGACAUCGCGAAACUGUUUGGACAAGGUUCAACAUUCGCGAUGGGAGAAACCGAAGGGUGUCUUGUUACUCAGAGAACCGGCGAUGGUAGCUACAAAGUAUACUUCUACAAAGCUUACCAUGAGAACUGGAUAAAUGAGAAUGGUUUGGAUGAAGAAGAUGGAGAAAAACAGCGCGCCUAUCUCUUACAGGAGAUAUACAGUUGGUCGGACAGCUUAAAGCAAAUUGUUCGUUCAUUCGAUGAUGACAUCAAACAAAGAGCGAUGUAUAUGCUUCCACCAGGUAUGAGAUGGGAAUCAAAGGAAAGUGUAUCAUUGAUAGGUGAUGCAUUUAGUCUUAUGACACCAUUUGCGGGUCUUGGGGUUAAUGUUGCUCUUGCGCAAGCUCACAUGUUGGCUCAAAUGCUUAUCAAACAUAAGGACAACCAGAUUGUAGCAAUAGAGAAGUACGAAGGAAUAAUGCAUACAGACGCAGAUGCCAAAAUGACGAAAUCGUGGAAUAACCUCCAGACAUUUAUGAAUAAAGGCGGAAUCGACUUCUUCAAGAAAUUUUUGGAUGGUCAUGGCAAGUAAGCAGUGAACUUGCGACACAUGGUAAGACGAUACCCUAGCUACUUACCCACGCUUCUUUGUAUAACUUGUAAUGAAUUUAUUCUUUACGCUUUAAAAUGACGCACAUUGAAACG